AUGGAUUCCGCCUACGAUCACAUCCAGGAGGAGAGCUACCCCACCAAGCAGUCGGGCGCCGGAGACAGCACCCACCAGGAGACGGCCGCCAACUUCAACACCGAGUUCCAAGAUGCAUACAAGGCCAUUUCCAGCAGUCCCUGGGCCGCCAGGCUGGGAGGCUUCUUGGGCAGCGUGAAGAAGCAGGGCGAGCAGUACUACGAUAAUGCGAGCAAGCAAUAUGCGCCCUUGACCAAGAACGCCACAGCGAGUGUCUCCAACAUCAUCAGCCAUGCCCGAAAGAUUUCCCUUCAGCCCGCCGAGGCGUCGGCCUCCAAGUCCGCCCCUUCCGACCAAGACGCUCCCGCCGAGAAGCCCAAGGAAGACAUAGAGGCACACCCAGACCGUCCCGAGUCUCUGGCUGCGGAUAUCGUCAAAGAGGCAGAGGGCAUGCUGUCGCGCUUCCGCUCCGAAGCCGCCAAGCGCCUCAAGGACGUGGAAAAGGCCGAAGACGCUGCAGAUGAAGCGCUGCUCAAGUUUGGUACAAACAUCCGCAACUUCCUCCGCGAUGCCGUCACCAUUGCCCCGCCCGAGUCGGGCUCGGAAGCUGCCAAGAAUGGCGAUGUUCUCUUCGAGUCCAAAGAUAGCAGCGGUAAAAAGGUCGUCCAUGCUACGCGCUUCGACGCCCAACUCCACGUCAUCCACUCGACCCUCGACUCUUUCCUCAAAGACCCCGCUAGCCCAGAGUGGGAGAAUUGGCAGAGCUCGUUUGACGUGGACAAGAAGACGGAUGCCAUUGCCAAAGAUUUGGAGAAAGCUGAUAUUACACUUAGAUUCGAUUAUCAUUUUGAAAGUUUAUCGCCUUGUCCUCCAGCAGGGCGGGUCGAAGCCGCAUCGUGGCACGGCGCGCGGCUUCAGGCCCAUUGCGCCCAUCUGCCCUGGACAAUGCUCCCACCCACGUCUUCGCUACUUAGCCAGCGCCUCUGCCAUGUAUGA
Messenger RNA from Exserohilum turcica Et28A, 975 nucleotides. RefSeq lists its product as uncharacterized. The transcript is spliced from 2 exons. The coding region runs from base 1 to 975 and encodes 324 amino acids. The record is from RefSeq and is a predicted model, not a curated record. Lineage: Eukaryota; Fungi; Ascomycota; Dothideomycetes; Pleosporales; Pleosporaceae. Gene Ontology annotation, cellular component: cytoplasm.